UUCUUGGAGCAAUGGAAUAUCUUCUGCUCGAACAGCCAACUCAUGUAGCCUUAAGCAACAGUACCAUCUCACUUGAAUUCCACCAUUAUUAUGAUGGAAACGUGACGCUGAAAAACGUGUCCAUCUUGCUGCUGGAAGCUGGCACCAACCAAACUGUUGCAAAAAAACAGCUCUCACAAAACCAGUACCAAGAUAUCGUCGUAUUUGAGUGUUAUCAUUUUAAGAGUGUGGGGAGCUACUGGUUCAGAAUGGUCUCUGAAAUCAGCAACAGCUCCAGUACCUGGUGGAAUGAAGAGAGUCUUCCUCUUGUUGUGAAGUGGCCUGAAUUUCAUAUUGAUCUAAGGAGGACCCCAGAGAGACUUGGGAAUUCCCUUCAGCUCGGGUUGUUUACCAGUGAAUACUUGUGUCCAAUGAAUAAGACGGUGAUUUCUCUGGAUGUAAUACUGACUAGCAGCUUGUAUGACUUAGGAAAAUUGAUCUCAGAUGAGACUGUAGGCCUGAGAACUUACAAAGAACUGUCUCUUUCUAGGUCUCAGUGGGUGACAGUUGACUGCCAUGUCGUUGGCCAGUUACAGUUAGCAUAUGUUGCGGCCUUACUGAAAUCAACGACGAAGCAUUCCAUCAUUGCUUCAACGGGACCUGUUGACCUUAUGCACAGGUUUGGAUACAAGAUCCUUGUAACACAGGAAACAAUGUGUGAGUCUUCUGUUGUGGUUUCAGUCAUUCCUCCUCCAUGCACUUCUGCUGGGGGGCACAUUGUUGUAUUCAAAGAGCCUCUUGAACCUCCGAGUCAAAAGGCACCGAGGAUACAAGAACGCAUCCUGAAUCCAGAGGACAACCAGAUAGAAUUCAACUGCACUCUGUUUGACGAGGGAACAAAUAAAUACUGUUUUGAGUUUAGACGGUCGAGCCGAACUGAUUCUCUGCCACAAGCAAAAGAAUGUGUGCUAAUUCUAAGGAAUAUCG
Gekko japonicus is the source of this 966-nucleotide messenger RNA. Its product is annotated as thrombospondin type-1 domain-containing protein 1-like. Gene Ontology annotation, cellular component: cell periphery. NCBI's taxonomy places the organism in Eukaryota, Metazoa, Chordata, Lepidosauria, Squamata, Gekkonidae. The annotation marks the transcript as partial. The record is from RefSeq and is a predicted model, not a curated record. The transcript has a single exon.